GCGAAUUUUUUUUUUAUAGUCAGCUUACACCGCAGAUUUAUUAACUUUUUCUGAAUUAAAGAAUUCAAAAUUAUAUUCAGUUUUAGCUAUUUAGUGUUGUAUAUUAUCAACUAAAGGGGAUAGUUAAAUUGAUUAUACAAAUGAAUAAAGCUCAGUCAAUAUAUAAAAGUGACUAUGGUCCUUAUGGUUGGUCAGAAAAUGAUUAUAAUUCAGUGGGAGAUGACUUUUGCUCUGAAGAAAACAUUGAUCACUGCUUAAGAUAUCUAUCUCAGGAAUUUGGUGCCUUAGGUUAUCCGUCCAUCUACACAAAUUCUUCCUCAUGUCCUUACUCCAUAAACUGUGAUAUUGUAAAUUAUAUAAACAUAACAUAUGAUAUUCUAAGAAAUUGUUCUGAGCAUGCAAAAAAUAAAGAAAUUCUAGAAGAUAGGAAUCGUCGUUUGUCGACUGAUUUAAAUAUAUUGGGCAAAAAAAAUAAUCAUUUGAAAAAUAACUUAGAACAAACAGAAAAGAAACUUGCUUGUGCUUUAGAAAGAGAAAGACAACUGAAGGUGAAAGUUGAGCAAAUCACACAGUCUUUGAAAAUUGAGAAAGAUGAAGUAAUAUUUCAUUGCUAA
Molecule: messenger RNA, 614 nt
Organism: Uloborus diversus
Lineage: Eukaryota; Metazoa; Arthropoda; Arachnida; Araneae; Uloboridae
Product: afadin- and alpha-actinin-binding protein A-like
Exons: 4
Coding region: 141-614 (157 amino acids)
Source: RefSeq, a predicted model, not a curated record